Messenger RNA from Gadus chalcogrammus (walleye pollock), 3294 nucleotides. RefSeq names its product zinc finger protein 280C-like. Gene Ontology annotation, biological process: regulation of DNA-templated transcription. The transcript has 19 exons. Bases 148 to 3294 code for a protein of 1048 amino acids. The record is from RefSeq and is a predicted model, not a curated record. Gene Ontology annotation, molecular function: DNA-binding transcription factor activity, RNA polymerase II-specific; RNA polymerase II cis-regulatory region sequence-specific DNA binding. NCBI's taxonomy places the organism in Eukaryota, Metazoa, Chordata, Actinopteri, Gadiformes, Gadidae.
GUUCUAGUGAGGGAUCACCUAUUUAACUACGUCCAGACUGCGGAUUGGUCCGUUGAGCUGCCCGCCUCGCCAUUCGACACUCUUCAAGACCAGUGCAGCCAAUCACAGCUUAAGUGCCACCAGAUCGGCCAGCCCAAAUGGUCGGACAUGUCUGAACUGUUUAUGGAAUGUGAGGAAGAGGAGUUGGAGCCAUGGCAGAGACCAGCUCCGGAGGUGACCCUGGUGGAAGAUGAUGAUGACGACGAUGAGCCCAUCUUCAUCGGAGAGCUUGUAAACAGCCCAAAGGUGGUCAAACCCAGCCCUUCACCUGUACGGAUCGUAAUCCCUAGACAGGAAGCCCCGCCCCCAGCCCCCAGAGGGGCCACGCCCAUCAUGCUGUCAGCCAGUGUCCCUGGCAACGGAGCGAUGACGUCACCACCCCCCUUACCAACCAUAACCCCCCACCCAGUAAUCGUCAAUAGCCAGGGAUACAUCGUUCAACCGCAUCAACUGGGGCCCGCCAACCUCCUGGCCACGCUCGGAAAACAGUACCCGCCCGGAACCUCCUUCACCAUCGUCCCAGCUGGUCAGCCGCACCUCCUCCCGUUGCUGCCCCAGGCCAGGAUCAUGCCCGGGGUCGUCCACAGACCCCAGGUGAAGCUCAACAACAACGUGGUCACCCUGUCCAACGUCCAGAACCCUGCCGUCUACUCCUCCCCCGCUCCUCAGCCGCCUGUGACCCAGCCGCCCAAACCUCCGCCCGUUGACAUCUGCUCCGUGACUGCGACGAGUCCGACCCAGAGCAAAGGAGAUCAAAGCUUGCUGAAACGGCGAUUAAUGCCAACGCAAAACGAGGUCAAGACAAAGAAAGUCAAACUAGAGCCAGUACAAAAUAACAAAGCAGUCGAUGCACAAUACGUCUACAAGAAGAAGUGUUACAAAUGCAAAGUAAUCUUCCAUCAUCAGGAAGCUCUGAAGUCUCACCUGAAGAACUGCUCUGGCAAACCUGUGGAAAUGGUUUCCCCAUCGCCGCCUCCAAGCACAGUCGCUCCAGUCCAAGUCGUGAACCCCAAACACAUCCUGCUGGUCGGAGAGUUCUACUACGGGCGCGUGGAGGGCGACUGGCAGAUGCAGAGGCAGGAGCAUAAAACCAACACCACUUUCAAGUGCCAGAGCUGCUUGAAAGUGCUGAAGAACAACAUCAGAUUCAUGAACCACAUGAAGCACCACCUGGAGCUGGAGAAGCAGAGCAGUGAGAGCUGGGAGAGCUACACCACCUGCCAGCACUGCUACCGGCAGUACAUGACCCCCUACCAGCUGCAGUGCCACGUGGAGCGGGCCCACAGCCCACUGGCGUCCUCAACUAACUGCAAGAUAUGCGAAUUGGCGUUUGAGACGGAACAGGUCCUACUGGAACACAUGAAGGAGACCCACAAGCCUGGAGAGAUGCCAUAUGUGUGCCAGGUUUGCAAUUUCAGGUCCUCAUUCUUCAUGGAAGUGGAGGCUCAUUUCAAAGUAGCUCACGACAACACGAAAGACCUCCUGUGCCCGUUCUGCCUCAAAGUGCUCCGAAGUGGACACUCAUACAUGCAGCAUUACAUGAAACAUCAGAGAAAAGGCAUACAUCGCUGUGGAAAAUGCAGGCUGAACUUUCUGACCUACAAGGAGAGGGUGGACCACAAGAUCAACUUUCACAAGACUUUCAAGAAACCAAAAGCACUUGAAGGCCUUCCACCUGGAACUAAGGUGACCAUCCGGGCGUCUCUAGGAGGUACCGUCUCCUCAUGCAACCCGUGCCCCAGCGGCACCACUCCUGAAGCUCAACCUCCCAAACCAGCCAAGUCCAAACCCAAACCCCCCCUGGCCCUGGGGAGGGCCAAGACUGCUCAGCCCAAGAGGCAGCAGGAGGCGCGAGUGUCAAAGAAGAACACGGCUCUGAAGAACACCAGAAUCGGUGGAGGUCCACACACUUGUAUCGAGUGUUCCACAGAGGUCACUGACUUCUUCUCUCACUAUCCCAUGAUUUCGAACUGCGGUGCGUGCAAAUACCAGACGAGCUGCAAAGUCUCAAUCUCCAAUCAUAUGAUAAGGUAUCAUAGUACAAUAUCGAAGGACCGAUUCAAGAGGAUGGGAAGUCAGAGAAUGUCGAAUCCAACAGUUAAAUCUCUGAGCUGCCUCUCCUGUGACUUCCUGGUGGGGGCCUUAGAAGGGGACAAGAUGACCAAGCACCUGACGGACGACUCAGACCACGUGUGCCGGGUCAUUGAGCGGAAAGUUGCUGCUCCUGCACCUGGUGUGAUGCUCUCCGUUGUGCAGCCACCCAGAGUUUUCUACCUGUUUACGUCAACGACUGUAACACCAAAUGAAGCGGACAUGAAACCAUCGGCGGGGUCUGAAGGGGCGGACAUGAAACCAUCUGCGGGGUCUGAAGGGGCGGACAUGAAACCAUCGGCGGGGUCUGAAGGGGCGGACAUGAAACCAGCAGCCGGGUCUGAAGGGGCGGACAUGAAACCAGCAGCCGGGUCUGAAGGGGCGGACAUGAAACCAGCAGCCGGGUCUGAAGGGGCGGACAUGAAACCAGCAGCCGGGUCUGAAGGGGCGGACAUGAAACCAGCAGCCGGGUCUGAAGGGGCGGACAUGAAACCAGCGACCGGGUCUGAAGGGGCGGACGACUCCGGGAACGGAGCCUCUGGUUCACCUCAAGAAGAGGAGUCUGAGGAGUUAGCUGGAACCGACCUGGGCAAGGAGGCAGGGGGCAAGGAGGCAGGGGGCAAGGAUGCCGGAGCCACAGGCAGUAAGGAGGCAGGGGGCAAGGAGGCAGGGGGCAAGGAGGCAGGGGGCAAGGAGGCAGGUGCCAAAGGCAGCAAGGAGGCAGGGGGCAAGGAGACUGGAGCCACAGCCAGCAAGGAGGCUGGAGUCAAGGAGGCUGGAGUCGAGGAGGCUGGAGUCGAGGAGGCUGGAGUCGAGGAGGCUGGAGUCGAGGAGGCUGGAGUCGAGGAGGCUGGAGUCGAGGAGGCUGGAGGCAAGGAGGCUGGGGGCAAGGAGGCUGGGGGCAAGGAGGCUGGGGGCAAGGAGGCAGAGGAAGCAGAGACUGCCAGUUGGGCCGACACCUCAGCCCCCCCCUCCGCCCUCUCAUCGGGCCCUUCAGGAGAAGGCUCCCCGGGGCCUGAUGGCUGUGAGGGGAGCCCUGAUGGCUGUGAGGGGAGCCCUGUGGGCAUCGACCAGGUCCGGAAGCUGGUCAGCAGCCUCCAGGAAGACCUGAUGUCCUCCGCUCAGACCCCCUCACCCGAUCAGGGAACAGCUGCAGGCCUCUGA